Molecule: messenger RNA, 1197 nt
Organism: Dimorphilus gyrociliatus
Lineage: Eukaryota; Metazoa; Annelida; Polychaeta; Dinophilidae
Source: the annotation of a GenBank genome assembly
UUCACAUAGAAUUUAUAACGAAUUAUGGGAUUGCUUAUUCAUCGUGUAAUUAUUAGAAUUGAGCUAUGAAUUACUGGGAAUAUGAAUAUAAAUAGAAAUGAUAUUGAAUAUCAAGUAGAAAUGGAAAAUCGUUUAAUAAAGGGCUUCUUUUGCGUUUUACAAUUGGAAAAGUUUAAUUAUUGUUUGGUUUAAAAGAAAAACAAAACAUAUUGUUAUUUUUAAAAGAAAAAUAGGUUAACGAAGAAGUUCUUCGAUUAUCACGAGAUGCCCUAGGAAACCCAAGCCUUUUGCCGUCAGUAGAUCGUCACUUCGGCGCCGUACAGCGGUAACGCCCAUUCCAUUUUCAGAUUGAACGUGGCUCAAUAAAUAUGUUAAACGACAAGGAUUUAUUUAUAUGUCUUUUAUUUUCUUUCUUCCAUCAGAUGUUUACAAAAGGUCCGUGCGAAAAUGGAGGACAAUAUUUCAAAAUAUCAAACGAAGCCGAAUGUAUAUGCAGCCAAUACUUUUUUGGUAAAUUUUGUGAACGUUUCAAGCUUUCAGAGACGGAGCCAACUCUAUCAUCUGGAAAAGUUAAAUUAGAAUGGAAAUCAGCAAUUAAACUUACCAGGACAUAUAUUCUCCUGUAUAAAAUUGAUUCUCAACCACCUAGAAUGAACAUUUUACGCUCAACUGAUAAAUGUAUACAAAAAAACAUUGGAGUGGUGCGCCAACAGGUUUUAUUAUGUAUAUUGGAAGUUCGUUGGGCCUCUAAGUAUCUUAAUAUAACAGAAAGAAGUAUACCAGUAGACGAAUGCAUUCGAAUCCCAGUUGAGACGAAUUGGAAUACGCUGGCGGGUUAUUGUUUAGCUGCUGGAUUGAUUCUGAUUGUAGCCGGUAUCGUAAGAUCUCAAAGAAGAAAAUGGACUCUAAUUUACUCUCCAGAACGAGAUAGACCUAUGCUUGUUCAAAAAAUUUCUGAUAAACAAUCUACGGAAAGAGAGCAGCUUACGUCUACAGUUUAGGCAGCCACUAAAUUCUGUUAAGAAGCAUACGAAGAGAGAAAGAUCGUAUUUUGAAACAUUAUUCAAAGAAUUCCGCCCACUGAAGAAGUAUUCCCUUAGUCUAAUUAAUAGAAAAAAAUAUUUUCAAUAUAAAGUAAUAUAAAUGUAAAGAUAUAUAACUAAUAUACUGUUAUAUUGUACUAUAAAACAAUCUAUU